This is a messenger RNA of Exserohilum turcica Et28A, 610 nucleotides long. RefSeq lists its product as uncharacterized. Lineage: Eukaryota; Fungi; Ascomycota; Dothideomycetes; Pleosporales; Pleosporaceae. Bases 114 to 323 code for a protein of 69 amino acids. The record is from RefSeq and is a predicted model, not a curated record. The transcript has 3 exons.
CCCUUCUCACCGCCCGCAACCGACCACCGUUUUCCACGCCGCGAGCGAAUAUCUGCCACGCGAGUUUACCGCCAAACCACCAAACAAGAACACAGUCCAUAUACCUCGGAAAGAUGCCUUCAGGACAAGGAGCGGGUACCAACCCCAUCCACAACAAGAAGCCCAAGAAGAAGGCUGCCGAGCUGGACGAGGACGACAUUGCACACAAGAACAAGCUCGCCGCUGACAAGAAGGCGCGUGAGGAACUCGCCAAGACGGUCGGCAAGGGCAAGGGACCCCUCAACACGGGCUCCCAGGGCAUCAAGAAGUCUGGCAAGAAAUAAGCGCGUGACUCAGCCUGACGAGCACAACGAGCCACGAACGAUUUGACAUGAAAGAUACCACGAGCCAGGAGUCAUGAUCGGGAGGGCGUUCAUAUAUACACGGUCUUGAAUGCAUGAAUAUACCCACCGCUCAUCCUUCGUGACCUGAGAGACGCUGUUUCUGCGUUAGCUGCGUGGCUGUAUUGCACCGCCAAUGUUGAGUUACUGUUGAAACAUCCACAAUGACCGACAAUCAGGAACUAAUGGAUAGGUAUCUUCAAGUUCUUACGUCUUCUCCAAGUCAGCAG